AUGGCUGAAAGUGGUCAUUCCAGGCAUAUCUCAGGUAAAAUGAUUUUAAUGGCUGGCCUAGUUGGAGUUGCAGCAAUAUUAAUCAUUUCAGGAUUGAUAUGGAUUCUUUUCAGAAUAAGACACAAAAAAAAUCUGUCAACAAAAAAAACUGCCACUAAUUCUGAAUCUUGUGAUUCCUAUUCUGAAGAUUCCAAUGAUCUCAAGAUAUCAGCCAAGGAGAUUUACUUGGCCACAGACAAUCUCAAUGAAGUCAACUUGAUUGGCCAAGGCAUAGCUGGGAAGGUGUACAGAGGAGUGCUAGGUGACGGGCAGCAUGUCGCCGUUAAGCACAUAAUCAACGACGACGGACAUGCUGAGACAUUCGUCCGGGAAGUUACGAGCCUGUCUCACAUCAGACAUCCAAACCUUGUAGCUCUGGUGGGAUACUGUGAGCACAAUGAUGAAUGUUUCUUAGUUUAUGAGCUGUGUCACAAUGGUAACCUAGCAGAGUGGUUAUAUGGUAAAUAUAAGGUUCUUUCUUGGAUCCAAAGACUUGAGAUUGCAAUUGAUUGUGCUAGAGGUUUAUGGUUUCUUCACACUUACCCAGAAGGUUGUAUUGUUCAUCGCGAUAUCAAGCCAACCAACAUCCUCAUCAAUGCUGAAUUUCAAGCAAAACUCGCAGACUUUGGAUUAUCGAAAGUUAUGAAUGUGGAUCAAUCUUAUGUGAGCUCAGAAGUAAGAGGAACGUUUGGUUAUGUUGAUCCUGACUAUCGAACAAAUCGCCGCGUAAAUUCAAAAGGCGAUGUCUACAGUUUCGGUAUAGUUCUAUUACAGCUUAUCUCAGGGAAGAGGGUGAUCAAUCUGAAUUUCACCAGACCAAUGCAGCUAAAUAAGAUGGCAAAAUUUCUGUCAGAAAAUGGCAACACAACAGAAUUUGCUGAUACUAAACUUAAUGGGGAUUACUCAGUUGAAGCCUUGGAGAUGUUACUCAAGCUAGCCUUGUCAUGUACUGGGAUUAGGCAAAAUAGACCAUCAAUGGAGCAAGUGGUAAUGAAAUUAGAGAAAGCUCUUGACAUCUCUAUGGUCAUGACAUCUAUUUCGUAUGCCAUGUAACACGGAAACGAA
This is a messenger RNA of Mercurialis annua (annual mercury), 1104 nucleotides long. RefSeq names its product probable receptor-like protein kinase At5g18500. Gene Ontology annotation, biological process: protein phosphorylation. The record is from RefSeq and is a predicted model, not a curated record. The coding region runs from base 1 to 1092 and encodes 363 amino acids. Gene Ontology annotation, molecular function: protein kinase activity; ATP binding. The transcript is spliced from 5 exons. Lineage: Eukaryota; Viridiplantae; Streptophyta; Magnoliopsida; Malpighiales; Euphorbiaceae.